AUGGCUCUUACCGGCGACCGGAGACGCGACGGCGACGGCAGCCCCUUGGUGGCCGGAACCCGGUUCUUCAAAAUCAUCCUUCAGAGCACACUUAGUGACAGAAAGCUCUUGAUUCCUGGUGAAUUCGUCCGAAAUCAAGGCGAGUACUUGCUGGAAUCCGCUAUUUUGAAGGUCCCAAGUGGCGCAACGUGGGCGGUGGAUGUGGUUAGGGACGAAAUCGGAGUCUGGUUCAGCAAUGGAUGGCAGGAAUUCGCGGAGUUCCACUCUUUGGAAUUUGGGCAUUUUCUGGUUUUUGAGUAUGAGGGUUGCUCCAGGUUCUCUGUGGUUAUAUGUGAUAAGACCGCAGCUGAGAUUGCCUACCCAAUUCCUACAACUUCUGAACCAAAUGUGGAAGAAAUUGAGGAUUCCUUUGAUACACGCAUAAGAAAGAAGUCUAAACCCUUAAGUGAGGUUUCUCCGCGUCAAGCUAAGAACAAGAAGAAGAGGAUGAGGGGCAGUAUUUCUGCUGAGAAUGCUGCAAAAAUAGGAUCUUGGACACGGAUCGUAUCCCAGGCUGAUGGCUCUGAUGAUGAACAAGAUGGUGAGUCCAAGAGGAUGAUCUCUGAAGAGCCCUCCUGCACGACAAAAUGUAAAGCUAUCACCGGAUUCACCUCACCACAUCCGUUCUUUGAAGUCCAAAUCACUACAAGUAUGCUGAAAAAGAGGCAUCUGCAUGUGCCACAGAGCUUUUCAUCUAGGCACAUUGCACGGGAUGAGAAGGUGGUGGAGCUCCAGAUUAGGGAUGAAACUUGGCCCGUUACGGUAUCUUGGAAGCAGAACAAGUAUGUUAGAUUUGCCGGUGGCUGGUUUAGGUUUGUGAAGGAGAAUUUGGUGAAGCCGGGGGACUUUUGUGUCUUUGAGUGCAUUCGCAGGUGGCCUAAUGUGAUCCUGAAAGUCACAAUUGUGAGGGAAUGUGUUUAA
Messenger RNA from Linum trigynum, 960 nucleotides. Lineage: Eukaryota; Viridiplantae; Streptophyta; Magnoliopsida; Malpighiales; Linaceae. The record is from the annotation of a GenBank genome assembly.